This is a messenger RNA of Cladophialophora psammophila CBS 110553, 1317 nucleotides long. RefSeq lists its product as uncharacterized. Bases 1 to 1317 code for a protein of 438 amino acids. The transcript has a single exon. The record is from RefSeq and is a predicted model, not a curated record. NCBI's taxonomy places the organism in Eukaryota, Fungi, Ascomycota, Eurotiomycetes, Chaetothyriales, Herpotrichiellaceae.
AUGCCUCCCCCCGAAACGAAUCCGCUGCACAUCUACCGCGCCUGCCUGCGAGAAUGCUCCUACCUCCCUCUCCCGCAAUGUCGGGCAUACAUGAGAAAAUUCACGAUCGAUGGGUUCCGUCGCUGGAUACCGCCCAAGGACCCCGUGGGUAGAUCUCGCAGCAAAGCCCAUGGUGCCGGUGGCCGACAUCUUACACCUGAAAAAGUGACUCGAUUGCUCCACCAAGCGAGGAAAUUGGCCUCAAUCCUCCAACAUGCGAACCAAGGAUACAUUGUCCCACUGGAGAACGUCUUGCGUAUGACCUACGGAAGAAAAGGACCCCGGAAACAUGAGCUUCUUGCACAGUUCCUAAAUCCAGCACUCCCAGCCUCUGAAGGUGGAACGAGACUUUUGAGAGACACAAACGGCCAAAACAUCCCAACAGUGGCAGAUGCCAUGUCUCCCACUCGCUCUAAUCUGGGUGUUGAUGAAUUGCUGGUGGAAGACGCAGAGGAGGAGGAUGAGACCCCCAAGGCCAUCACCGAACAGGACACAUUAUACCCUUCUUUGUUUCCUACCAUUACCACCGCACAGGGCGGCACCUCUGGGCCGCGUACCGAAAACCCAAGGUCAAACACACUCGUUCCCACCGCCCCUCGCCUGCCGGGGAAACCUGAUUCCCCGAAGGAGGAAAAAUGGAAACUCGAGCUUCCCCCACGCCUCCUGGCGCUGAUCGCGUCCCAAGCGAGCGAACAAGUCUACUUCGCGCGUGUCGGCGCCCAUCUAAAAGUCAAGUCAAGAUUCAACCCACCACAGACAACCAUAUGGGGAACGCCACUCCCGCGAUCACGGUACAAAAAUCUGCGCAUAAAAUGGUACAACCACAACAUCAAAGCCGUGCUUCCUCCCUUGCCGGAAGACGAGUAUCGAGAGCUCCACGACCUAGUAAGCGGGAAGAAGGAGAUGAAGAAGCCUUUUAUUAUUCCGCGACGGAGGACACCAGCGCCGGUCUCGGUCGAGGACACGGCACAGAGUCUCCUCGAACGUCAAUCCUCUUUGAUAUUGGAAGGUCCUCAACCCGGCCCGCGCCUCAAGGAUUGGCGCAGGGGUCGUCCCCACGAGAUCACGCCUCGACUGCUUCGAAGAUUACUUUCCCGCGUGGUGCUGAAGCAGACCCCACUCGUCAAGACUGCGACUCCCGGCACCAAGGCAGCUGUGGGGGACCCUGGUUUGGUCUUCUACUGGGACGACGGUAUGUCGGUGGACGAGAUGGGGAAGAGUGAGCAGAAGAUGUCAGGAUCCUUGAGAGACAGGCAAGCCUGUCUUUUGUUUGGGUGA